AUGGCUGCAUAUAAGGAAGACCGCCGCCACAACCAUGGAAGCUUUGUUGACAUCAUAAUGUUGGAGAAACCAGCUCUAGCCAUGGGUCGGGUCAUCCUCUCUGUCAACGCCGGCAGCUCGUCUGUCAAGGUGAACGUCUACCAUCUCAAGAACCCGCCGGUCGAAGUUGCAGCAGCCAGUGUGAGCGGCCUGACAGCGCCGCCGAGCGUCUUCAAGUACGAACAUGGCUCAAAUCACCAGAAGCACGAGACCGAGGAGGAGAUCAAGAGCCCACAGGAUGCGUUCAAGUACAUUCUCAAGAGACUCUUGCAUGACCAGGAGCUGCAGGUCGUCAGCAGCAACUCCGACUAUGCCUACGUUUGCCACAGAGUAGUCCACGGAGGAGACCUAGAAGAGGAGGUUGUCAUACAUGAAAAGACGUUCAAUUAUCUCGAGACGCUGCAAGACCUGGCGCCGCUACACAAUACAUCUGCGCUGGAAAUCAUCAGGACAUGUCUGCAGGAGGUUCCGUCUGCAAAGUCAGUGGCAUAUUUUGAUACCACAUUUCACCAAUGUCUGCCGGAUUAUAUCAAGACAUACCCUAUAGAUCCGGAGGUGGCUAAGUCGAAGAUGCUGAGGAAAUACGGCUUCCAUGGAAUCAGCUUCUCCUUCAUCUUGCGGUCUGUAUCAGAGUUUCUGCACAAACCGGCCUCGGAAACGAGUCUAAUCGCACUUCAUCUUGGAAGCGGUGCUUCCAUCUGUGCUAUACAGGACGGGAAAUCCAUAGAGACUACGAUGGGCCUCACUCCGCUCUCCGGCCUUCCCGGCGCCACAAGGAGCGGAGACAUCGAUGCAAGGCUGCUACAGGCUGAGGAGAUUCUCAACAAGAAGUCAGGCUGGAAGGCAUUGACCGGAACCACCGACUUUGCUAAGAUCGGAACGGACAAUCCACCCACUGAGAUGCACAAGUUGGCAUUUGACAUCCUUCUCGACCGUAUUGUUGGAUUUAUUGGGAAUUACUUUGUCAAGCUGGGUGGAAAGAUAGAUGCCAUUGUCUUUGCAGGGGGUAUAGGCGAGCGAAGUGCGCUUCUGAGAAGUUGCAUAGCAGAAAAAUGCCGAUGUAUUGGAAUUGCUAUAGACAGCGAGGCGAAUUCCGCCGGUAUUCCCAGUGAGGAUCAAACCGUGGUAGACAUUUCUGAGAAACCUGGUCAGCGGCCUGCUGCUCUAAUUUGCCAGACGGAUGAAGCGUUUGAGAUGGCAUAUCGAUGCAUGAACAAGCCUCCCAGAGAGGAGCCAGCUCACUUCUAA
Messenger RNA from Trichophyton benhamiae CBS 112371, 1287 nucleotides. RefSeq lists its product as uncharacterized. Gene Ontology annotation, molecular function: acetate kinase activity. Gene Ontology annotation, biological process: phosphorylation; acetate metabolic process. Lineage: Eukaryota; Fungi; Ascomycota; Eurotiomycetes; Onygenales; Arthrodermataceae. The record is from RefSeq and is a predicted model, not a curated record. The transcript has 6 exons. The coding region runs from base 1 to 1287 and encodes 428 amino acids.